AAACUCAGUGUGGUUUUAACGCAGCCGCCGUGCGCUCUGGAUACAGUGAGACUAUGGAGACCAAGCGUCUUUUUCCACGCUGAAACUUCACAAUGAGGGAUAAAAGUAAAGCGCGGUGUUGGGAGAGGGAGAGUUAAUGCGUCCGUGGAGGUGUUUUGGUCAAGUUGAGUGGGCUUUGGCAGGUUUGAAAGCAUGGAAUCACCGUUGUGUUGGAUUUGGCUCUGUGUCCUGCUCAGCGUGCCGCUUGAUGCGGGAUGUUUGGAGAUGCACCUUUCUGAGACUUCACAGCCUGGGACGCUUUUGGCAAACCUGUCACUGGGACCUGGAUGGACUUAUAAAUUAGACAGGACUUUAUCCCACAAAUCCACCCAGAACCUUCUUCAAGUGGGGACACAGGAUGGAAUCAUCCGGCUGUCCCGAGAAGUUCAGUGCGCGCACACACCGAGGAACCCUGCGCCUGUUUAUUUCAGAACAGGUUCCUCCACCUCUGGGGAUGUUAUCUUGACACACUUUAACGUGUUUAUCCACGGCCAGGACUGUUUCAUUAAAUACAAGAGAAGGAAAGUGUCAGGUGAGCCAGACUUUCACAUUAAUCACCUUUCCAAACUGAAGGCAACUUCCUGCUUACCCGCAGGUAAAUUGCUGUUGAAUGUAACAGAGCUGUUGCCUGCGUUUACGUGGAACACUGCUUUUUUGGACACUGGAUGUGCCGCGAAAGACUUUGUUGCAGUGUUCAGACGUGGGGAUUUGUUCCUGGCCAGUGACUUGUGUCUCGAGGACAUUGACAAGCCCAAAGUGAACUUGCAGUGCACGUUGCGCAGCGAGCGACUCUCUGUGCAGCUGAGUGUGACCCUGGUUAAAGUGCCCACACGACAUGGAUCCUUACCGCAAAUCGUGCAGAAAGAGUCUGUCAGAUCGAACAGCAGGGGGAAGCGGCAGGCGAACGCGUCACCCCAGUUCCAGCUCCCCAACUAUCAGGUGUCCGUGCCCGAGAAUGAACCCGCGGGCACGCGCGUUAUCACCCUGAAAGCCACUGACCCGGAUGAUGGAGAGGCUGGGAGGCUGGAGUACAGCAUGGAAGCCUUGCUUGACAGCAGGUCCAAUGACUUUUUCAACAUGGAUUCCCAGACAGGGAGCAUAUCAACCGUGCAGGCAUUAGACAGAGAAGUCAUAGACACCCAUGUUUUUAAAGUCAUUGUGUCAGACCACGGCACCCCUCAAAGAUCAGCCACUUCUUAUCUAACUGUCACUGUGAGCGACACUAAUGAUCACACUCCGGUGUUUGAGCAAACCGAGUACCGUGUCACCAUCCGGGAGAACGUAGAAGUGGGUUUUGAAGUGAUGACGAUCCGGGCGACGGAUGGCGACGCCCCCUCCAAUGCCAACAUGAUUUAUAAAAUUGUCAACAGUGAAGGAGUUAACUCUGUGUUUGAAAUUGACACCCGCAACGGUCUAGUGAGGACCAGAGAGAGGCCUGACAGAGAGACCCGAGCCCAGUACCAGCUGAUUGUUGAGACUAAUGACCAGGGCAAAGACCCAGGUCCCCGCAGUGCCACCGCCACGGUGCACAUCUCAGUGGAGGAUGAGAAUGACAACUACCCACAGUUCAGUGAAAAGAGGUACGUUGUCCAGGUCCCAGAGAAUGUGGCAGUCAACACUAAAAUCAAACAGGUGGUGGCCACAGAUAAAGAUGAGGGCAACAACGCCAAAGUCCACUACAGCAUCAUCAGUGGAAAUGUUAAAGGACAGUUCUACAUUCACUCUCCCACUGGUGUGAUCGACGUUAUCAAUCCUCUGGACUAUGAGAUGAUUCGGGAGUAUAACUUGCGAAUUAAGGCUCAGGAUGGUGGCAGGCCCCCACUGAUAAACGGCACCGGGAUGGUGGUGGUGCAAGUGGUGGAUGUUAACGACAAUGCCCCCAUGUUUGUUAGUACACCUUUCCAAGCCACCGUGCUGGAAAACAUGGCUAUCGGUUACUCUGUGAUCCACAUUCAAGCCAUCGAUGGUGAUUCGGGAGAAAACGCUCUUCUGGAAUAUCGGCUCACUGACACCACACCUGGUUUUCCAUUCACCAUCAACAACAGCACGGGCUGGGUCACUGUGAGUAGUGAGCUGGACAGAGAGACCACGGACUUCUACACAUUUGGCGUGGAGGCAAGAGAUCAUGGGAUACCUGUGAUGUCCUCCUCUGCCAGUGUCAGCAUCACGGUGCUUGACGUGAACGACAACGUGCCCACGUUUACAGAGAAAGUUUACGCCCUGAAAAUUAAUGAGGACGCUUUUGUGGGCACCAGUGUGUUGACCGUAACAGCUGUGGACAGGGACGUGAACAGCGUUGUCACCUAUCAGAUCUCCAGCGGCAACACCAGGAACCGCUUUGCCAUAAUGAGCCAGAGCGGUGGCGGUCUCAUCACCUUAGCUCUUCCCUUGGACUACAAACAGGAACGACAGUACGUCCUGACAGUCACAGCCAGUGAUGGGACACGCUAUGACACAACACAGGUGUUCAUCAACGUCACGGACGCCAACACGCAUCGGCCCGUCUUUCAGAGUGCCAACUAUCAGGUGAUGCUCAGUGAGGGAGAACCGGUGGGCUCUCAUGUGGCGGUGAUCAGUGCAACAGACGAGGACACGGGGGAGAAUGCUCGCAUCACAUAUGAGAUGGAAGACAAUGUUCCACAGUUUCAAAUUGAUCCAGAUACAGGUGCCAUCACAACACAGAUGGAGAUAGAUUAUGAAGACCUGGCGUCCUACACAAUAGCUAUCAUUGCAAAAGACAACGGCAUCCCUCAAAAGUCUGACACCACGUAUGUGGAGAUUAUCAUCCGGGAUGCUAAUGACAAUGCUCCUCAGUUCCUCAGAGACAUGUACCAGGGGAGUGUAUUUGAAGAUGCACCUUUCUACAACAGUGUUCUCCAGAUCUCUGCGUCAGACAGAGACUCGGGUCCGAACGGCAGGUUGAGCUAUACAUUUCAGGGUGGCGAUGAUGGAGAUGGGGAUUUUUUCAUCGAGCCUUACUCUGGUAUCAUCAGAACUGCUCGCAAACUGGACCGGGAGAAUGUUGCAGUGUAUGAUCUCAGGGCUUUUGCUGUGGAUAAAGGAGUUCCACCACUGAAAGCUUCUGUUCCCAUUCAUAUUGUAGUGCAGGACAUCAAUGAUAACGCUCCAGUGUUUAAGGAGGACGAGCUUUUUAUUGACGUGGAGGAGAACAGCCCGGUCGGUUCCGUCGUGGCCCGUAUCACUGCGGUCGAUCCCGACGAGGGCACCAAUGCUCAGAUCAUGUAUCAGAUCGUAGAAGGGAAUAUCCCCGAAGUUUUUCAACUGGACAUUUUCAACGGUGACCUCACUGCACUCACAGAUUUGGAUUAUGAGACCAAAACCGAGUAUGUCAUAGUGGUCCAGGCCACCUCAGCACCACUGGUGAGCAGGGCCACAGUUCACAUACGCCUGGUAGACAUGAAUGACAAUGUUCCCGUGCUGCAGAACUUUGAGAUUAUUUUCAACAACUACGUCACCAACAAGUCCAACAGUUUUCCAUCAGGAGUAAUAGGAAGGGUCCCGGCUCAUGAUCCGGAUGUGUCGGAUAAACUGCGGUACAAGUUUGAGUCUGGGAAUGAGCUCCGCCUGCUACUUUUGAAUGAGGACACUGGGGAUCUGAGGCUGAGCAGGGACCUGGACAACGACAGGCCCCUAGAAGCCCCAAUGACCAUAUCCGUCUCAGAUGGUGUUCAUAAGGUCGUGGCCCUCUGCACGCUGCGCGUCACCAUCAUCACCGACGACAUGCUGACCAACAGCAUCACGGUGCGCCUGGAGAACAUGUCCCAGGAGCGCUUCCUCUCCCCCUUGCUCAGCCUCUUCCUUGAGGGCGUAGCAGCCGUGCUCUCCACCAAGCGGGAGUCGGUGUUUGUGUUCAACAUCCAAAAUGACACGGACGUGCAGGGCUCCAUCCUCAAUGUAACAUUUUCGGCGAUGCAGCCUGGAGGGGCCCCGGGUAAAGGGGCGUUCUUCCCCUCGGAGGAGCUGCAGGAGCAGAUCUACCUCAACAGGACUCUGCUCAGGCUUAUAUCAUCUCAGGAGGUGUUGCCAUUCGAUGACAACAUCUGCCUACGAGAACCCUGUGAGAACUACAUGAAGUGUGUGUCGGUGCUGAAGUUCGACAGCUCUCCUCCCUUCAUCGCCUCUGAAACGGUUCUGUUUCGGCCCAUCCACCCCAUUAACGGGCUGCGCUGCCGCUGUCCAGUCGGCUUCACCGGGGACUACUGCGAGACGGAGAUCGACCUGUGCUACUCGGGGCCGUGCAAGAACAACGGCAAGUGCCGGAGUAGAGAGGGCGGGUACACCUGUGAGUGCCUGGAAGACUUUACCGGUGAACACUGUGAGCUGAAUGCAUCAUCAGGCCGUUGUGUCCCAGGUGUGUGCAAGAACGGUGGCAAGUGUGUGAACCGGCUGGCAGGUGGAUUCAUGUGCCAGUGUCUACCAGGGGAGUACGAGAAGCCCUACUGUGAGAUGACCACCCGCAGCUUCCCCGGACAGUCCUUCAUCACUUUCAGAGGCCUGCGGCAAAGGUUCCACUUCACUGUCUCCUUCACGUUUGCAACCAGAGAAAGAAAUGCUCUGCUCCUCUACAAUGGCAGAUUCAAUGAGAAACAUGAUUUCAUCGCCCUGGAGAUCAUCGAUGAGCAGAUCCAGCUCACCUUUUCUGGAGGUGAGACAAAGACCACAGUGUCUCCCUACGUCCCAGGCGGGGUUAGUGACGGCCAAUGGCACUCCGUUCAGCUCCAUUACUACAACAAGGACGGGGGGAGUCUGGUGGACUCCAGGGGGGCUCUGCGGCUCCCUCUCUUUACUGCCUGGCUGGAGCUCAAUCAGAAGGAGCCUAACAUCGGACGUCUGGGCAUCCCUCAUGGACCCUCUGGAGAAAAAGUGGCCGUGGUUGCUGUGGACGACUGUGACAUCUCCAUGGCGAUUCGCUUCGGAAGGCAGAUCGGCAAUUACUCCUGCGCUGCCCAGGGAACCCAGACUGGACAGAAAAAGUCUCUGGACUUGACUGGACCACUGUUGCUAGGCGGCGUUCCCAACCUGCCUGAGGACUUCCCGGUCAGGAACCGAGACUUUGUAGGCUGCAUGAGAAACCUCACCAUAGACAGCAAACCCAUUGACAUGGCCAGCUUCAUUGCUAACAACGGCACCACAGAAGGUUGUCCCGCAAAGAAGAACUUCUGCUCAAAUGAUGUGUGUCAGAAUGGAGGAGUGUGCGUCAGCAAGUGGAACACCUACAGCUGCGACUGCCCAAUUGGUUAUGGAGGCAAGAACUGUGAACAAGUGAUGCCGUCUCCUCAGUUCUUUGAUGGUCAGGCACUGGUUUCCUGGAGCAACCCAGACAUUACCGUCGCUGUGCCGUGGUACUUGGGCCUCAUGUUCCGCACCAGGCAGCCCGCUGGCACCCUCAUGCAGGCCAAUGUUGGACUGUCCUCCACCAUCAACCUCAUGGUGAGCGAGCAGCAUGUCCGCAUGGAAGUGCUGCUGAGGCAGCAGAUGGUGGCGUCGCUGAGCUUCCCCCAAGUCCGCGUCAAUGACGGGGAGUGGCACCACUUGCUCGUAGAAUUAAAGAGUAUUAAAGAUGGCAAAGACAUCAAAUACAUGGCCACUGUGUCCCUGGAUUACAACAUGUACAAGAAGAAGGUCGAGAUCGGAAACGACCUGCCUGGUUUGAAGCUGCAGACUCUUCAUAUUGGAGGUUUGCCUGGAGAGGGAAACCAUGUCAAGAAAGGAUUUGUUGGCUGUAUACAGGGCGUGCGCAUGGGUGAGACCUCCACCAACGUAGCCAAUGUGAACAUGGCUCAGGGCCUAAAGAUUCGUGUGGAGGAGGGCUGCAACAUGGACGACCCCUGUGACUCCAACAUCUGCCCUGACAACAGCCACUGCAGUGAUGACUGGAGCAUGUACACCUGCGUGUGUGACCCAGGUUACUUUGGUAAGGAGUGUGUGGACGCUUGUCAUCUCAACCCCUGCGAACACGUUUCCACCUGCGUCCGCAAACCAAGUUCCUCCCACGGAUACACCUGUGAAUGUGGACAGAACUACUAUGGCCAGUACUGUGAGAACAAAGUGGAGAAGCCGUGUCCCCAAGGCUGGUGGGGCAAUCCCAUGUGUGGUCCCUGCAACUGUGACACGAGCAGAGGUUUUCACAAGGACUGCAACAAGACCACUGGAGAGUGUCGCUGCAAGGACAACCACUAUCGCGCAGAGGGCGAAGACACGUGCAACCCUUGUGAGUGUUUCUCAGUCGGCUCCGAGUCGCGGACCUGCGACCCCGUCACCGGCCAGUGUCCCUGUAAGGGCGGAGUCAUAGGACGUCAGUGUAACCGCUGUGAUAACCCCUUUGCAGAAGUCACAUCCAGUGGAUGUGAAGUGGUGUACGAAGGCUGUCCCAAGGCGUUUGACUCAGGCAUCUGGUGGCCCAAGACCAAAUUUGGAGGUCCUGCCGCUGUGGAGUGUCCCAAGGGAUCCAUCGGCACUGCCAUCCGCCACUGCAGUGAUGAGAAAGGCUGGCUGAUGCCGGAACUCUUCAACUGCACCACCGUCACCUUUGCCCACCUGAAGAAGCUGAAUGAAGACCUGCGCCGCAACAGUUCGAGGAUGGACAGCGAACGCUCCAAGACCAUAGUGCGCAUGCUCCACAGCGCCACCAACAACACCCCGCACUACUACGGCAACGACGUGAAGACGGCCGCGCAGCUGCUCAAUCACGUGCUGCUGUAUGAGAGCCGGCAGGCGGGAUUCGAACUCACUGCCAUGAGGGAUGCAGAGUUCAAUGAGAACUUGGUGCGAGCAGGAAGUGCCAUACUGGAUCCUGAGAACAAGGAGUACUGGGAGCAGAUCCAGAAGACCGAGGGUGGCACGGCACACCUGCUCCGCAACUUUGAGGACUACGCCAACACGCUGGCGCAGAACGUCAGGAAAACCUACCUGAAACCCUUCACGAUUGUUACUGACAACAUGAUUCUAACAGUGGAUUACCUGGAUGUGUCCGACCCGGAAAAGGCCACAUUCCCCAGGUUCAAGGAAAUCCAGGAGGCUUAUCCCAAAGAGCUCAGAUCUUCUGUCCAGUUCCCUCAGUUCAACCUGCGCACUCUCGGCCACAGAGCCGAGCCCACUCCGGCUCCUCCAGUUCAGACUGAUGCCCCGCAGGACACGGAGGAGGAGGAGAAGGAGGAGGAGAAGCACACGCGGUCUGAUAGGAAACGCAGACACCUCGAUCCAGCUGCCCCACUUCCAGUUGCUGUAGUGAUAGUGUACAAAUCACUGGGGAGACUGCUCCCGGAGAGAUUCGACCCUGAUCGCAGGAGUAUGAGAGUUCCCAACCGCCCUGUGAUCAACACGGCCAUAGUGAGCGCCACGGUGCACAAUGAGGAUCCCCCCCUCCCCGCCUUCCUCGACCCUCCCAUCACGUUGGAGUACACGCUGCUGGAGACGGAGGAGAGGACCAAGCCCGUGUGCGUCUUUUGGAACCACUCCAUCGCGAUCGGAGGGACAGGCGGCUGGUCGUCAAAAGGCUGCGAGGUGCUGAACAGAAACAACAGCCACAUAAGCUGCCAGUGUAACCACCUGACCAGCUUCGCAGUGCUGAUGGACAUCUCCAAGAGAGAGCACGGCGAUGUUCUCCCCCUGAAGAUCGUCACCUACACCACAGUGUCCAUCUCCCUCACCCUUCUCCUCCUCACCUUCAUCUUACUUUGCCUCUUACGCCGGAUCCGCUCCAACCUCCAUGCCAUCCACAGGAACCUGGUGGCGGCGCUCUUCUUCUCCGAGCUCGUCUUCCUGCUCGGCAUCAACCAGACCGACAACCCGUUUGUGUGCACAGUGAUCGCCAUCCUCCUCCAUUACUUCUACAUGUGCACCUUUGCCUGGAUGUUUGUGGAGGGGCUGCACAUCUACCGCAUGCUGACUGAGCUGCGCAACAUCAACCACGGUCACAUGAGGUUCUACUACGCCAUGGGCUGGGGCAUCCCGGCGAUCAUAACUGGUCUGGCAGUUGGUCUUGACCCUCAAGGAUAUGGGAACCCGGAUUUCUGUUGGCUGUCGGUCCACGACACACUCAUCUGGAGCUUCGCAGGACCCAUCUUUGUUGUUGUCCUGGUGAACAUAGUGAUCUUCAUCCUUGCUGCGAAGGCUUCCUGUGGCCGCAGGCAGAAGGCGAUGGAGAAGUCAGGAGCCAUUUCUGCACUUCGAAUGGCCUUCCUGCUCCUGCUACUCAUCAGCGCCACCUGGCUGCUCGGCCUAAUGGCCGUCAACAGCGACGUGAUGACCUUCCACUACCUGUUUGCCGUCUUCAGCUGUCUGCAGGGAGUCUUCAUCUUCUUCUUCCACGUGGUCUUCAACAAAGAGGUACGGAAAAACCUCAAGAACGUCUUCACAGGAAAGAAGAACCUACCGGAUGAGUCCAGCACCACAAGGGCGUCUUUACUCACACGCUCACUCAACUGCAACAACACGUACGCAGAGGACGGCCCGCUGUAUCGCUCGGGCAUCGGAGAGUCCACCGUCUCCCUGGACAGCACGCUCAGGUCAGCUAAGAGCCGCAGCAGCUACCUGGCUUACACACUCAGGGAGGAGGCUGGUCAGAAGCCCAGCGUCUCCUCGGGAACGGCGAAAGGACGCACCGACUUGGACGGACCUCUUUUCCACAGAAAUGGCACCAAAGGAGACGACUCAGACUCAGACAGUGAGCUGUCUGUGGAUGAGCACAGCUCCUCCUACGCCUCCUCCCACUCCUCGGACAGCGAGGACGACGACAUUGACAUCAAGCCGAAGUGGAACAAUGAGCGGCAGCCUGUUCACAGCACACCGAAAGUGGAUUCAUUCCCUAAUCACAUGAAGCCGUACUGGCCGACAGAAGCCACCACGGCCAGCGACAGCGAGGAUCCCGGUGGAGCGGAGAGGCUGCGGGUGGAGACCAAGGUCAAUGUGGAGCUGCACCCGGAAAACAAGCUGAACCAUGUCGGAGAAAGAGAGCGGGACACGCUGCCGGAGAGACAGACGCCGAGCAACGUGAAAGACGCAGCGUCCCCUACCCAUGCUAACAGCAACAGCAACCAUCAACCAGAGCAGAGAAAAGGCAUCUUAAAGAACAAGAUCAGUUACCCGCCGCCGCUGACCGACAAGAACAUGAAGAACCGCCUGCGCGAGAAGCUGAGCGACUACAACUCCCCGACCAUCACCACGCCGCCGCCCAACAACAACAACACCUCGUCCUCGCCGCCCCUGUCCUCCGUCAACAUCAUGACGCCCUCGUCCCGGCCUCCGUCGCUGGCGUCCAACGACGGCGGCGGCAGCGGUCGCCAAGGCAACCACGAGAACAGCACCCUCAUCAAGCCGCCGGUCGCCACGCGGCCACAGAUUCCUGCCGGCCCCCCGCCGGCGGGCAUUUACCGGGAAGCAAACGGGAGCGUGGCCAUGCACUUGAAGUCAGGGACGGUCAAUGGAGGCAACGAGUCUGACUCAGAUGGCAGCAACGAGACUUCGAUCUGACCCGUGAGGAAAACUCUCGUCAAAGAAGGAGCGAGCGGAAAAUUGGCAGAGGAGAGCCAAGAGCAGAGGGAAUAAUACAGCGAGAGAAGAAAGCAGAUGGAGGAGAAUCCCGAAGACAGAAAAACAAGUUUGGGAAAAGAACAUUUUUCCCUCGCACCUGAUCUGUCUUUCCAUCGCUCCUCUCAUGUUCCCUCUCUCUGGAGAGCAGUAUUAAUUUCAGACUUAAAAAAAAGAAGAAGAAAAAAGGCUGCGCGGGACAAGAAACCAAGCAGAGCAAAUGGAAAGAUGUGACAAAUAAUAAAGGGAAUAAAGUGUUGAACUGAAUCAUGAGAUGAUGAAAGGAAAAUGGAAUGGAGCCGCGAGUGCCAAAGCCACUUAAGUUCAACGGGGGAUGCGGAGUCAGACGACGGAAGAACGCCACCCCAGAAUGCAUUGCUAUUGAGGGAUCAUCAUGAUGAUAUUAUACACUUCACUUCUCUCCUGUGGUAAAAAAGAAUAGAAAAGACGGACACAUGAACGACACGUGUUGGUACAGUCUCAUUUGUAGUCCUAAAGGAUUCACAAAGCAAAGACACAAGCUGUUCUCACUGACAUCGAACUCCUCGGUCACACCAAACGGCUCCAUCAUACGCCAAGUGCCGUUUCCUGCAUUUUUGUAACUCAUAUAAAACAAGGGCUACCCCCGCCUCCUUCUCCGUUCGGUGCAUUUAGAGUGUAAUUAACAUGUAGAUAUUGUUUAAUGUGAAGAAGAAAUUAUCUAUUUUGUAUUUCAGCUGUAGCGCGGACACGGUUCUACACUAACAAUCGCUUUCCUGUGUUUUGCGUCGGGAACGUUUUCUUAUUUGUCACCUGAUUGGCCGGUUUAAUCGACUGAGAACAAUAAAUCAAACACACACUAACACAGAUUUUCUGUUUUAGCCCCUGAAAUGGGAAAUCAGGUGACGUAACACACACACACUCUAGACUACAGACACUCACAUUAUGACACAGGUGAGACUGUUUAUGUUUGUGUUUUGUGUUGAAAACUCAGCUUUUUUUUUUUUAGUUUGAGCACUAUGAAACUGAAGCCUUCUUUUCCAGUGUCCGUCCUGCCUGUUUGUAUUCCUGGUUACCAAAGUCAAAGAACACGGUAAAUGUGCAGAGAAGGGUUUGAGUAAGUUCACUUUGUCAAAGUAAAAAAACAAUACAUGAAAUAUAAGCACAAAAUCAGCUGAUUAUUUCAAUUUUUACCAAUAUAAUGUCUUUUUUUGUUACGGAAUUCCUGAAUCUGAAUUGAAAGUGAAUUUUACACCAACUCUAAUGCACUUUGCAGCUUAUUUAAGGCAACUUAAAAUCUGGUUUACCGCUCACUGAAAGCCUUAGCACCACACAAACUGUAUAUUCUUAGUGUUUUUUUUUACCCUGACGCAGUCAGCGCUGCCCACAAAUGUCUUUUUGUUGUUUUAUUGAUGAUCUGAGACACUGGAAAUGUUUUGUAACAUAAUGUAUAUUUAUUUUUUAUGGUUUUCAGACACUGGAAAGAAAAGAUGAAUGUGACUGUAAAAUUAAAGAUGACAUGAUGACUUUUUAAAA
Molecule: messenger RNA, 11103 nt
Organism: Solea solea (common sole)
Lineage: Eukaryota; Metazoa; Chordata; Actinopteri; Pleuronectiformes; Soleidae
Gene: celsr1a
Product: cadherin EGF LAG seven-pass G-type receptor 1a
Exons: 37
Coding region: 193-9531 (3112 amino acids)
Biological process (GO): homophilic cell-cell adhesion; cell surface receptor signaling pathway; G protein-coupled receptor signaling pathway
Cellular component (GO): plasma membrane
Molecular function (GO): calcium ion binding; G protein-coupled receptor activity
Source: RefSeq, a predicted model, not a curated record